ACAAAAUGAGUGUCGUCGCGGAACGAGAAGCGAGAAGUUCGGAAUAUCGUGUAAACUAGUGUGCUUUUGAAAAGUUUAAACAAAGUGGGUUUUUUAUUGAAUUCUUUUGUGGUUAUCGGGCAGUGUGAUUAAUGUGCCAAUAAAUAUGUAACUCGUUGAAUAAUAAUUAACAGAACACGUGUCGCGGAAUAUAACAUGCCUUUUCUAACGCGGGAGCAUAGCAAUAACGCGGAGGUGGCGAUUGAUAUGCCAGGGAACAAGGAGGAACCGAAGACUUCCGAAACGGAAGGAAACGAAUCGGCGACGGAAGAGUGUCGAAUCGAAAUUCAGGAAGGGGUGUCCAACACCGCUGAAUCGGCAUAUUCUAAUGGUAAAAUGGUAACAGACUAUGCAAGUCUUGUUGAACGAACACGGAACACUUUUUUUACUGGCAAAACAAGGCCAUUAGAAUGGAGAAAAAAACAAUUAAAACAGACACUUCUUAUGUUAGAAGAAUGCAAAUCAGAAAUUAUAUCAGCCCUUGCAUCCGAUUUACAUAGGUGUAAAUUUGAGAGUAUAGCUAUGGAAAUUCAAAUUGUAGAAGGAGAAAUCAAAGAUAUGCUUAUGCAUAUCAAGGAAUGGUCUGCUGAUGAAAAACCUCCAAAAGCAAUGGUCAAUAUGUUAGAUAAAGUUGAAAUUCGAAAAGAUCCGUACGGUAUAGUUCUUGUUAUAGGGCCAUGGAAUUAUCCCUUACAGUUAUGUUUAAUUCCUGUAAUUGGUGCAAUAGCUGCUGGAAAUUGUGUUAUCCUUAAGCCGUCAGAACUAUCUCUUGCUACAUCACAACUUCUUGCAAAAAUUCUUCCACGAUAUUUAGAUUCAGAAUGUGUUCAUGUAGUGUUAGGAGGUGUUCCUGAAACGACAGAGUUACUUAAACAAAAGUUUGAUUACAUAUUUUAUACGGGUUCGACAUCGGUUGGAAAAAUCAUCCGUGAAGCAGCUAAUAAAUUUUUAACACCCGUUACACUAGAAUUGGGUGGAAAAAGUCCCGUGUACAUAGAUAAUACAGCAGAUAUAAGUAUAGCUGUAAAAAGAAUACUUUGGGGAAAAUGUAUUAAUGUUGGCCAAACAUGCAUUGCACCAGACUAUAUAAUUUGCACACCUGAAGUACAAAACAAAUUUAUACCAGAGGCAGAAAAGGUCUUGAAAGAAUGGUAUGGUGAAAAUCCUAAAGAGAGUCCAGACUUAGCGCGUAUAAUUAGCGACAAUCAUUAUCAACGUCUCGUAAAAUAUUUAAGUGGAAACGGUAAAGUAGCUAUAGGAGGUAACUGUGACCCUGUUGAUAAGUAUAUCUCACCAACCAUACUCAUCGAUGUGAAGCCUACAGAUCCUGUAAUGCAAGAUGAAAUAUUUGGUCCGAUAUUACCUUUUGUAACAGUGAACAAUGCUUAUGAAGCAAUUAAAUUUAUCAAUAGCCGCAAUUCCCCACUUGUACUUUAUGUAUUUACCAAGGAUAAGCGAGUUCAAGAAUUAAUAAUAAAUCAGACUCAAAGUGGAAGCGUGGCAGUCAACGAAACGAUAAUGCAAUUUACGGUUGAUACUCUACCAUUUGGUGGAGUUGGAUAUUCUGGUAUGGGAUGUUACCAUGGAAAGUACACUUUCGACACGUUUGUGCACAAAAAAGGCUGCCUUAUUAAAGAUUACAACAAAUUAGUCGAAUCAAUAGCAUCGUGUCGUUAUCCGCCAUAUUCCGAUAAGAAAUUAUCUUUCUUAUCACUUAUGAUAGCAAAACGACCCGAUAUACCAGGAAUCAAAUACAUUCCUCAUCUUCUAGCAUUUGGUUUUGGAAUUCUCGUUGCCGUUGGUGUUUCAGCUGCUUUAAAGGUAUAUAAACCGAAACGCCUUUAAUGUGCUUUUUUAAUUUUUAUUUGCAGUAAUUAAAACAGUAUGUCGCACAAUAUGUAUUUUAAAUCACUCGUUCGAGUAAUAUUCAAAUUUUGUAAAUAUUAUAAAAAUGUUGAGCUUUUAGUAUUUUUACAUGUAUACAGGGUGUUCAAAAAUUCCCUGAAGACCUCUACACCGUUAGAUAGAUCACGAAAUAUCGAGGCGAAAAGUUCUGUAGCAUUUUUCGAUGGGAUCAGUAGUUCAGCCACAUUUCAUUGUUGAAAAUUGAAAAAUUGACCAAUCAGCGCUAUCGGCGCAUGCGUAAACGCGACGCUCAGCGGCGCGUUCGUCGGCGGCAGAGGAGGUUAGGUCAAUUUUUCAAUUUUCAACAACAAAAUGUGGCUAAACUAGUGAUCCCAUCGAAAAAUGCUACAGAACUUUUCGCUUCGAAUUUUCGUGAUCUAUCCAACGGUGUAGAAGUCUUCAAGGAAUUCUUUAACACCCUGUAUAUUUUGUGUUGCUGGUUUUCCUUAUUCGCUUACUUCAUUUCUUUGGAAGAAAUUACACUAUACACAUAAUACUUUGAUAUAUUUUAUAAUCCAAUUUUGGAGUUAUAAUACUGUUGAGUUUCUAUAUAUUUUAUAUGAUCCGAAUUUUGUGUAUUACGUUAUAUGCAGUACAUAUAAAGAUAGUUUAUCCAUGAAAGCUAUUACCAAAUAUUACGCACAAUUAAGCACAGUGAUCACAGUAACCAAAGAAUGUUGUUUAUGUAAUAGAAAUAAUUAUAUAAAUUCGUUAUCAUUUAUUUUAAACAGAACAUUAGAUAAUGAUUUAUUUCAAACUAAAAAUCACAUUUUGAUUUUGAAUUGUCUUUCUAGAAACAAUUGUAUUAUUAAAUUUAUAAUUUGAUAAUAAAGUAUUAUUACAAUUUCAUGUACCAUUUUUCACGCGAGAAUUGAUGAUUCAAUAAAGGCAAUAAGGCUUGCUACAUAAA
Molecule: messenger RNA, 2854 nt
Organism: Osmia bicornis bicornis
Lineage: Eukaryota; Metazoa; Arthropoda; Insecta; Hymenoptera; Megachilidae
Gene: Aldh-III
Product: aldehyde dehydrogenase, dimeric NADP-preferring
Exons: 12
Coding region: 196-1884 (562 amino acids)
Biological process (GO): aldehyde metabolic process
Cellular component (GO): cytoplasm
Molecular function (GO): aldehyde dehydrogenase (NAD+) activity
Source: RefSeq, a predicted model, not a curated record